AUGCGUUUCAUCAUGUUUCAUAUCGUCGAAGCAAUCUCCUGCAUCCUGGGUUUAGCACCGUGCAGGAUAAAUAUAACACCUCAAUCAGCCAAGAAAAUAGACUAUUCCUUCACACUGUCAUUUUCCCAACUGAGAUGUGCAUACAAUAUCUUGUUAACCAUCUUCUUCUCCACAAUAAUUAUUUUAGCUGUACCGCACAUGACUGAAGUAUCGUAUCCCAACAACUCGAAGACUGUGAUGGUGAUUGUGAUAGCACUUGCAAUAUCCGGAAAUUUAUUCGCCAUCAUGAUAAUUAUCUUCUACUCAAUCUUCCAAAGACAUAUCAUAAAUAUCGGAAAUCGAUUGAGUGAAUUCGAUAGAAAAUAUGGGCACAAAUUGUUUGGAAUGAGGAGCAGUGGAAUCGGAGACUUGCAGAAAUUCAUAACAAUUAUCCUCAUGAUUCUCGUUUGGAUUGGACUUCUGACGACGUCUCUCGUAGUACCACCACAACUAUUUCUCAUUACUUCGGCUUUGUGUACAGCAUUUCUGAGUUGGAUCUUAAUACAAUAUAGUUUGAUCAUUAAUAUUCUGAGGGAUCGAUUCGAAGGACUCAAUAAUGCUUUCCUCGCCAUAUCCAAAUGUCCAAUUGCAUUUGAAGAAAAUUCAAUCUUUUCUGGGUAUACUAUGAAUGUUCGUUUGACUAUUGAAAAUUUCAUCAUGAUUAGAAGAGCGAGGAAUAUGCUAUAUGAAAUUUCACGUCAAGUUUCGAAAUUCUUUUCCUUUCCGGUUUUGGUUGUGGUUUCCCAUUGCUGUUGCAGUUGUGUCGAUAGUAUUUACUUUCUCAUCAUGACUUUAGUACCUUUCAAAUUUAAUGGAUUCAGUAUGAUAUCGGUUAAUUCGGUUUUCUGGAUAUUAAUGUGUGCAUAUCCUAUCACAGUAUUGAGUGCUAGUGUUAAUACAUUUCAUGCCGAGACGGAUCGAACUGCAGACAUCAUUUAUGGAAUUAUGGAGAUUUACGCGUGCAAUAAAAAUAUCCAGUCCGAGUUGAAUAAUUUUGCUAUUGAAUUAUUGCACACGAGAGUGCAAUUCACUGCAUGUGGAGUUUUUUCAUUAGAUUGUUCAUUACUGCAUUCGAUUUUUGGAAUGAUUGUAACAUACCUGCUGAUUCUUUUGCAAUUCAAACCAACAGACGGUUAA
Molecule: messenger RNA, 1176 nt
Organism: Diachasma alloeum
Lineage: Eukaryota; Metazoa; Arthropoda; Insecta; Hymenoptera; Braconidae
Gene: Gr27
Product: putative gustatory receptor 28a
Exons: 3
Coding region: 1-1176 (391 amino acids)
Biological process (GO): sensory perception of taste
Cellular component (GO): membrane; axon; dendrite
Source: RefSeq, a predicted model, not a curated record